AUGGCGGUCCCAACAGGAGUGGAGCAUUUUGCAGAAGACCUGCGUUGUUCUAUUUGCCUGGAGCUCUUUCUGGAUCCUGUUAUGCUAGAAUGCGGCCACAAUUACUGCCAAGCUUGCAUCUCACGUUUCUGGGCAGUGAUACCUGUCAAUGGUGGGGAGGACGUGCCACAUCCCACCUGCCCAGAGUGCCGGCAUGAGAUCCCAGGGGGCAAAUUCACGGCCAACCGGGUACUGGGACAGCUGGCGCGGAAGGCUAUGGACUCCCUCUCAGCUCAUGCCAGUGAUGAGGAUGCCGAAAUUGAGCAGAACAUUGAUGAAGAGCUGCAGGGGGACAGACUCUUUUGCACUGAUGAUGGCUGCCUGACAUGGUCAAUGCAACUGGAUCACUGGGGCCAUCAGUGUCUCCCUCUGGAGGAGGCUGUGGAGCACUAUAAGGAGAUUUUAACAGCUUCUCAAGCAUCACUGGAAUCCAGAGCCCAGGCAGCAAAACUUUUGCAAGAGCAGAGUGCCCAGAGAGUUCCAGAAAUCACAGCCCAACGACUCCGACUGGAACGGCACCUCUCAGCCCAGUUCACUGAGCUUCACCAAUGGCUUCAGGAAAAGGAGGCGGCUAUGAAAAGAGCAAUUCAGCAUGCGGAAGAGCUCCUUCUGAGCCAACUGGAGAGGAACCAGCGCAAUGGGCAAGAGCAAAUUGGCAUGGCUGAGGAACAAAUGGCAAAAAUCCAAGCUCGGCUUGAGGAGCAGCAAGAUCCUGAAAUUUUCCUGAAGGACAUAAAAGUCUUCACAGAGAAGUAUUGUUUCAGUGAGAAAAAUUGGCCUACCUUCCCUGUGGUUUCCUGUGGUUUCAACUUGGGUCAGUUCAAGGGCCCAGUUCAGUACAUGGUGUGGAGAGAUAUGCUGCCGGCUCUGAGACCCUCUCCUUCCCUUAUAACCUUGGAUCCUACUACCAACCACCCCAACCUUGUGCUUUCCAAAGAUCUUGAUACUGUACGUCUGGAGGACAACCCUGAGGAGGAGGUCCCUGAUGGGCCAGAGAGAUUCAGCAAGUCUGUGUGUGUUCUGGGUGCCCAGGGGUUCACUUCAGGGCGCCAUUACUGGGAAGUAGAAGUGGGAGAUAAAACCAGCUGGGACAUUGGAGUGGCCAAGGAGUCAGUCAACAGGAAGGAAGCCAAAGUGACGGUCAAGCCCAGCAAUGGAUUCUGGGCCAUCUGGUUGCGGAAUGGCAGUGAGUACAAGGCCCUAGAUUCUCCAUCCAAGCAGCUAUCUCCCAAGGUCAAGCCCCGGAAAGUGGGAGUCUACUUGGAUUAUGAAGGGGGACAGGUCUCCUUCUAUGAUGCUGACACCAUGGACCACAUCUUUACUUUCUUAGACAUUUUCACAGAAUGUCUCUAUCCUAUGUUCAGCCCAGGCGUCAACAAAGAUGGACUCAAUGGUGAACCCUUGCGUCUACUGCCUCCUCGGGUGUAG
Molecule: messenger RNA, 1467 nt
Organism: Sceloporus undulatus (fence lizard)
Lineage: Eukaryota; Metazoa; Chordata; Lepidosauria; Squamata; Phrynosomatidae
Product: zinc-binding protein A33-like
Exons: 6
Coding region: 1-1467 (488 amino acids)
Molecular function (GO): protein binding
Source: RefSeq, a predicted model, not a curated record